Molecule: messenger RNA, 20211 nt
Organism: Coregonus sp. 'balchen'
Lineage: Eukaryota; Metazoa; Chordata; Actinopteri; Salmoniformes; Salmonidae
Source: the annotation of a GenBank genome assembly
AUGUUCACCCCCAGUGGCUUCAGCCCACACCUGGCCUCCACCUGCUCUGAGGCUGACCCGGUGACCGAGCCUGAGGAUGAGGGGGGCCCUCAGGAGGCCCGGGGGCCUGGGGCUUGCCUGGCCGACGGACCCCCCAUCACCUCUGCCUCACUGGACACUCUCAUCCAGCACCUGGUGCCCACCACAGACUACUAUCCAGAGGUAAACAACUAUUAGAGGGCCAGUCAUGUACUCUGGUUGUACUGGCCACAGCAUCAGUAGUAGAAAUAGGAAUAGUAACCGCAAUAGUAAUGUUAAUGAUAAUGUAAAUACUAUAUGUGUUUCCUUACACAGAAAGCCUAUGUGUUUACGUUCCUGCUGAGUGCUCGUCUGUUCAUCUCUCCUCCUGAGCUGCUGGCCAGACUCUGUGAGACCUGCAUCAAACAACAGCAGCUGGACCAGAGUCCACUGGACAUGGUCAGUACACACACACAUGCACGCAUACUGACAACACGCACCUACUGACCACUUAUACACAGAGUCCUCUCAACACGGUCAGUACUGCUUGAACACACUUACACAGUCACUCAACACACACAGCUACUGCUGAUCACUUCUACAUACCUACUGAAGGCUUUCCUUCCCAGUGUCUCUGACUGUAUCUUCUUCUCCUGUGUCUCCCCCCAGGCUAAAGUGAGGAAGUUUGGUCCCAAGAUCCUGCAGCUGCUAACAGAGUGGACAGAGACGUUCCCCACAGACUUCAGAGAGGAGAAGAUGGUGGGCCUGUUCAAAGACAUUAUCCACAGGAUAGCACCCUGUGAUGAGGUGAGGAGGAGAGAGAGAGGUGGAGGAUGGGAGGGAGGGAGGCUACCCUCCAUAGUCUCAGAGACUAGACUGAGAGCAGGGUGAAGGUGUGUGGCACUCAGAAUGUACAAAACAGUGCAAUGUUAUACAAUCCUGUUCCACUGCAUUACAGGUGAGAGAGAGGGAUAGGGAGAGAGUGAAGAGAGAGAGAGAGAGAAAAGAGGAGGGACAGAGAGAAAGAGAGAGGAGAAGAGAGAAAGAGCAACAAGGGGAGGGGUUUUGGCAUUUGCUCUGCAGCCUCAGGGAAAGAGAGAGAAAGAGAUGGAUGAUGAUGGAGGUAGAGAGAGGGAUGGAGGAUGGAGAGCAGGAAGGGGAGGAAGCGAGGGAGGAAGAGGGAUGGAGAGAGAGCAGGAGGAGGCUGAGGGAAACACAACACACACUCACUCACACACACAGAAGAAACAAUGGUGUGAAAGCAGGGUGUGAACUGUGAAGGAGAGGGAUGGUCUGGAUAGAUGAUGAUGAUGAUGAUGAUGAUGAUGAUGAUGAGGAUUAUUGUUAUUUUUCAUCUCCUGAUGAUGAUGCUAAUGUUGAACGUCAUUAAUAUGUUUAUGAUCAUUAUAAUGUCCUCCCCAGGCGUACUGGAAGACACUGAAUCAGGUCCUGCAGACCCUGAGCCAGAAGCUGGCAGCCAUCGCCCAGGGAGAGGAGAGCAUUGUCAAAGUGAACGCCUCCUCAGUCUCCUCAAUCUCUGACAAGCUGGUGGCCUUCAAGACCAAGUCUCCACCCAUCCAGAAGGACAUGCUAACUAUCUGCAAUGACCCUUACACACUGGCACAGCAACUCACCCAUAUAGAACUGGUAAGGAGAUGGGGAGGAAGGAUAGGAUGGGAGAAGGGGGUUAAAUAGAGGAGAGAGAGAGAGAGAGAGAGAGAGAGAGAGAGAGAGAGAGAGAGAGAGAGAGAGAGAGAGAGAGAGAGAGAGAGAGAGAGAGAGAGAGAGAGAGAGAUAAUGAGAAGGGAAGAGGAAGGGGAAAAGAAGGAGAGAGAGAAGCAGAGAUGAAAGAGAAUGAGAGAAGGGUGUGAUGUAAGGGAGAGAGAUUUGUUUGUCCGUCCGUCCAUCCAUUCGGGUUGGUGUGUGUGUGUGUGUGUGGGCGGGGUGUGUGUGUGUGUGUGUGAUUAUAAGUGCCGUCCUCUGCAGGCCUGAGUAAGCAUGUACUCUCAUCUGAUAAGUAUGACAUCAUCUCAGAAGUCAGUGGUUUGCCCGAGGCGUUUAACAAAGGGAAUUAAACCGCAGUGGAUAUAUGCGACCUGACAGCUUUACAAUCCACAGCACAGCACACACACACACGCGCACACACACAUCCUGGGUAAUGCGCAAUCUCUCAGACAUACUGUAAAACUGACAAACUGUCAAGUGCUUAUCAGAGUACCAAAAUGCCUGCAUUCUGGCUGAAAGAGCAGGACCGAGAAGCUGAUUUAGAAAUCGACGGCUUUGGGUUGCCUGUGCGCCAGGACCGUGAUGUAUAAACAAUGGGCAAAGCACAAGGUGGAAAGGUCUGCCUCUACAUUAAUAAUCUAAUGGCGCCGAAGAAGAUGGCAGCCGUUUUACCGCCUUCUAACCAAUUGUACUAUUAUGUGUGUUUUUUCGCGUUAUUUGUAAUUUAUUCUGUACAUAAUGUUUCUGCCACCGUCUCUUAUGACCAAAAAGAGCUUCUGGGUAUCAGGACAGCGAUUACUCACCUCGUAUCGGACAAAGAUUUUUUCUUCAACGAGUCGGACGCGAAGGAUGUCCUACAGACACCCGACAAGGCCCAAAUCCCCGUCAUUCGCAUGAGAAAGAGACAGAGAUAUCGUGGACGUAGGUCGGGGUGCCUUGUAAGGAUCUGACGGCGAGCAAGUAAACUGCCUCUUCCAUCAAUUCUAUUAGCCAAUGUUCAAUCAUUUGAAAAUAAAUUAGAUGACCUAAGAUUAUGGUUAUCCUACCAGCGGGACAUUAAAAACUGUAAUAUCUUAUGUUUCACAGAGUCGUGGCUGAACGACGACAUGGAUAACAUACAGCUGGCGGGAUAUACGCUACAUUGGCAGGAUAGAACGGCGUGGGGGUGGCGGUCUGUGUAUAUUUGUAAACAACAGCUGGUGCAUAAAAUCUAAUACUAAGGAAGUCUCGAGGUUUUGCUCGCCUGAGGUAGAGUAUCUCAUGAUAAGUUGUAGACCACACUAAUUACAAAGAGAGUUUUCAUCUAUAUUUUUCAUAGCUGUCUAUGCAGGUACUAAGAUUGCACUCAAUGACCUGUAUAAGGCCAUAAGUAAACAGGAAAACACUCAUCCAGAGGCAGCGCUCCUAGUGGCCGGGGAUUUUAAUGCAGGGAAACUUAAAUCUGUUCUACCUAAUUUCUACCAGCAUGUUAAAUGUGCAACCAGAGGAAAAAAAAACUCUAGACCACCUUUACUCCACACACAGAGACGCGUACAAAGCUCUCCCUCGCCCUCCAUUUGUCAAAUCUGACAAUAACUCUAUCCUUAUGAUUCCUGCUUAUAAGCAAAAACUAAAGCAGGAAGCACCAGUGACUCAGUUAAUAAGGAAGUGGUCAGAUGAAGCAGAUGCUAAGCUACAGGACUCUUUUGAUAGUACAGACUGGAAUAUGUUCCGGGAUUCUUCCGAUAGCAUUGAGGAGUACACCACAUCAGUCACUGGCUUCAUCAAUAAGUGCAUCGAUGACGUCGUCCCUCACAGUGUACAUAUCCCAACCAGAAGCCAUGGAUUACAGGCAACAUCAGCACUGAGCUAAAGGGUAGAGCUGCCGCUUUCAAGGAGCGGUACUCUAACCCGGACGCUUAUAAUAAAUCCCGCUAUGCCCUCCGAUGAACCAUCAAACCGGCAAAGAGUCAAUACAGGACUAAGAAUUAAUCGUACUACACCGGCUCUGACGCUCGUCGGAUGUGGCAGGGCUUGAAAACCAUUACAGACUACAAAGGGAAGCACAGCCGCGAGCUGCCCAGUGACACGAGCCUACCAGACGAGCUAAAUCACUUCUAUGCUCGCUUCGAGGCAAGCAACACUGAAGCAUGCAUGAGAGCAUCAGCUGUUCCGGAUGACUAUGUGAUCAAGCGCUCUGUAGCCGAUGUGAGUAAGACUUUUAAGCAGGUCAACAUUUAGACGGAUUACCAGGACGUGUACUCCGAGCAUGCGCUGACCAACUGGCAAGUGUCUUCACUGACAUUUUCAACAUGUCCCUGACUGAGUCUGUAAUACCAGCAUGUUUCAAGCAGACCACCAUAGUCCCUGUGCCCAAGAACACUAAGAUAACCUGCCUAAAUGACUAAUGACACGUAGCACUGACGUCUGUAGCCAUGAAGUGCUUUGAAAGGCUGGUCAUGGCUCACAUCAACACCAUUAUCCCAGAAACCCUAGACCCAUUCCAAUUUGCAUACCGCCCCAACAGAUCCACAGAUGAUGCAAUCUCUAUUUCACCCACACUGCCCUUUCCCACCUGGACAAGAGGAACACCUACGUGAGAAUGCUAUUCAUUGACUACAGCUCAGCGUUCAACACCAUAGUGCCCUCAAAGCUCAUCACUAAGCUAAGGACCCUGGGACUGAACACCUCCCUCUGCAACUGGAUCCUGGACUUCCUGACGGGCCACCCCCAGUUGGUAAGGGUAGGUAACAACACAUCUGCCACGCUGAUCCUCAACACGGGGGCCCCUCAGGGGUGCGUGCCCAGUCCCCUCCUGUACUCCCUGUUCACCCGUGACUGCAUGGCCAGGCACGACUCCAUCACCAUCAUUAAGUUUGCCGACAACACAACAGUGGUAGGCCUGAUCACCGACAACGAUGAGACAGCCUAUAGGGAGGAGGUCAGAGACCUGGCCGUGUGGUGCCAGGAUAACAACCUCUCCCUUAAUGUGAUCAAAACAAAGGAGAUGAUUGUGGACUACAGGAAAAAAAAGAGAACUGAGCACGCCCCCAUUCUCAUCGACGGGGCUGUAGUGGAACAGGUUGAGAACUUCAUGUUCCUUGGUGUCCACAUCACCAUCAAACUAUCAUGGUCCAAACACACCAAGACAGUCGUGAAGAGGGCACGACAAAGCCUGUUCCCGCUCAGGAGACUGAAAAGAUUUGGCAUGGGUCCUCAGAUCCUCAAAAAGUUCUACACCUGCACCAUCCAGGACCUCUAUACCAGGCGGUGUCAGAGGAAGGCCCUAAAAAUUAUCAAAGAUUCCAGCCACCCUAGUCAUAGACUGUUCUCUCUGCUACCGCACGGCAAGCAGUUCCGGAGCACCAAGUCUAGGUCCAAAAGGCUUCUUAACAGCUUCUACUCCCAAGCCUUAAGACUGCUGAACAGUUAAUCAUGGCUAACCGGACUAUUUGCAUUGCCCCCCCAUCCCACCCCAACCCCCUCUUUUACGCUGCUGCUACUCUGUUUAUUAUUUAUGCAUAGUCACUUUAACUUUACCCACAUGUACAUAUUACCUCAAUUACCUCGACUAACCGGUGCCCCAGCACAUUGACUCUGUACCGGUACCCCCUGUAUAUAACAUCCCUACUGUUAUUUUAUUUUACUGCUGCUCUUUAAUUAUUUUUCUUAAACUGAAUUGUUGGUUAAGGGCUUGUAAGUAACCAUUUCUCUGUAAUGUCUACACCUGUUGUAUUCGGCGCAUGUGGCAAAUAAAAAUUGAUUUCAUUUAAACGAUCGUGCAACACGUGGUUGUACGUGAGAGCGUGUGUGACCCAGAUAUUAAACUUUUAUCGGUCUCACUUCGGCCCGUUUUCUUACCAUGGGAGUUCCCCCAGAUAUUAUCACGCCGGUCUACAUCCAUUCUAGAGCUAACGUGGACAAGGCGACGGACACCAUCUCCCGGACCGUGCAAAGGUUACAGUACAACUCCCUGAUGCUCCAAAUCUUGUUAUGGGUGACUUUAAUCACUGUUGGCUGAAAAAAAUCUCUCAAUCAUUACCAAUAUGUCACUUGCCUUAUAAGACAUGGCAACGUGUUAGAUUUGUGUUAUGGGACAGUAAAUGGGGUGUAUAAAUCCAUUGCCAGAGCUCCACUGGGCUUGGCUGACAAUAACACUGUUUAACUCGUUCCCACCUACAAACCUGUGCUGAAGAGAGGCAAAGUCAAACGAAGAAAUGUUCAGGUGUGGACGGCUACUGAGCGUCUUCAGGACUGCUUUGAUAAUACUGACUGGGACAUGUUUCCUAGCUCCUGCACUGACCUAGAUUAAUUGACUGACACUGUGACCAGCUAUGUUUCAUUCUGUGAAAAUGAGGAAAUACCCAAGGAAUCAUGCUAAAUAUUCCCAAAUAACAAACCUUCGGUAACCAAAUCACUCAAAACUGUCCUUAAUCUGAAAAAUAUCACAUUUCACCAGGGUGAUGUCACCCAGAGUAGGGAAGCACAGAAAAGGUUAAAGAGGGAGGCUAAACUGGCUAAGGUGAAGUAUAAAGAUGGAGGUACAAGGUGCUAGACAAAAAAAAAAGUGCUAGACAACUCAGUGGCAUAUUUUCCUCUAUCUUCCAGCUGUCACUGCAACAGCGAAGGGUCCAUGUAGUCUGGAAGGAGUCAUUGGUGGUACCGGUUGCCAAGGUCAAAUUCUCCAUAAUCUUAAAUGAUUACAGACCUGUAGCCCUUACCUCACUGACCAUAAAAGCCUUUAAACAUAUUGCUAAGGGUGAGAUUAUGGCCAAAAUGUAAGACCCAUUGCAGUUUGCUUAUAGGGUCGGGAGAGGGGUGAAAGAUGCAACUAUCACUCUUCUUAACUAUGUCCUUAAACAUCUUGAGGGAAGUUAGAUCCAUGCCAAACUACUAUUUGUUAACUUAUCUUCUGCUUUUAAUUGUAUACCACCACAUGUCUUAGCAGAGAGGCUUUUGUCCAAUUUCAACAUAGUCAGCUAGUUGAUGGACUUUUUAACCAAUAGAACUCAAAGGGUGAAAGUAAACGGUUCCCUAUCCUCCACUGGUUCACCACAAGGGUGCGUCCUAUCCCCUCUGUUGUUUGUACUGUACACUAAUGAUUGUCAGAGUAAUCACGACCCUAGACAUAUCAUUAAGUUUGCAGACAACUCAGUUAUCGUGAGUCUUUUACAGGAUGAAGAGGUGAGCCAUGGCCCAGUGGUGGAGGAGUUUGUUGGAUGGUGUGACCGCUCCUACUUAUAAAAGUGUAAUAUCAUGAAAACCAAGGGUAUGGCUAUUGAUAUCCAGAAGAGCUCACUGCCACCAAUGCAGACUCUGAUAGAUGGUAAACCAGUGGAGACAGUUGAUCGAUACAAAUAUAUUGGCACUUUCCUUGACAGCAAACUGAGUUUUGAAGCCAAUGUGGAUACUAUCUUCCUGAGGAAACUCCGCAGUUUCGGGGUGAAUAAGACGCUGAUGACCAUCUUUUACAGAACAUUCCUUGCAUCCAUUUUAACAUUCAAUAUGAUCUGCUGUUUCGGUAAUCUAAACUUAAAGAGUAAGAACAGGCUGGGUAACAUUGUGAAACAAAGUAGUAGGAUCAUGAACUUAACUGACCUUUCUCACCUAUGUCAGACACGAGUCAUACGUAAGGUGCAAUCCAUUCUGAGGUACUCCCAGCAUCCCUUGUUUGAUGAAUUUAUGUUGCUUCCCUCAGAGCACAGAUACAGGCUGAUAUAUUUAAAAUUCAAGGCACACUUAAACAGCAUGGCUACCACAGCAUUCUGCACCGUUACGCCAUCGCAUCUGAUUUGGGCUUAGUGGUACUAUCAUUUGUUUUUCAACAAGACAGUGACCCAACACACCUCCAGGCUGUGUAAGGGCUAUUUUACCAAGAAGGAGAGUGAUGGAGUGCUGCAUCCGAUGACCUGGCCUCCACAAUCCUCCAACCUCAACCAAAUUGAGAUGGUUUGAGAUGAGUCAGACCGAAGGAAAAGCAGCCAACAAGUGCUCAGCAUAUGUGGGAACUCCUUCAAGACUGUUGGAAAAGCAUUCCAGGUGAAGCUAGUUGAGAGAAUGCCAAGAGUGUGCAAAGCUGUCAUCAAGGCAAAGGGUGGCUAUUUGAAGAAUCUCAAAUAUAAAAUAUAUUUUGAUUUGUUUAACACUUUUUGGUUACUACAUGAUUCCAUAUGUGUUAUUUCAUAGUUUUGAUGUCUUCACUAUUAUUCUACAAUGUAGAAAGUAUUAAAAAUAAAGAAAAACCCUUGAAUGAGUAGGUGUCCUAAAACGUUUGACCAGUACUGUAUGCCCCUAUGGCUGCAUUUACACAGACAGCCCAAUUCAGAUCAGAUAUUUUGCCAAACAUUUGGAAAAAUGUCAGAAUUGGGCUGCCUGUGUAAAUGCAGCCUAAGUAAAUGUGUGAGCUAAUAUAGCUGCAUACCAGGGGUCAGCUGUUAAUUCAAGGAAAUGUGAUAUCUGUCGAUGAUUCAUGACUUCCUGUAUUGAUUGGCUACCAUUACUGAGAUGAAUUUAGUUAAUAUCCGUGGCCAUGCCGCUGUGGUCUGCUCUGUGUGUUUCAGGAACAUCUGAGUCACAUUGGCCCUGAAGAGUUUGUCCAAGCCUUCGUUCAGAAAGACAAACUGGAUAGCACUCAGGUAUAAUAUAUUAUACUGCACUUUGUCAGUGGAAAUAACAUUACAGUAUACUGCUGUGUGAAUACUUUUUUUGCUGUUUGAAAAGAGAGUGUGAGCGAGAGAGAUAGAGAGAGAGAGUAUGAGUGUUUCAGCAUCACUAAUCAGAAAGCGGGUCUAUAGGGCCACUCAGGGGCCAGCAGGUCACUAAGGCCAGCCUCUGCCUGGGGCUCACUUUAAUGACGAUGACGACACAACACACAGUCACACACACACAUACACACAGUUGCACGCACACACACACACACUACGUUAUUUGUAUCUCGCCAUCUUUCUCGCAUACGCUCCUUUGCUCUCUUUCAUUCUUGCAACCUCUCUCUCUAUUUACCUGUCUUUCGUUGCUUUCUUGCUCUCUCUGUGUCUCUCUCUUUUUCUCUCCCUCUAUCUCCCUCCCUUUCUCUCUGCAGUAAUUGCCCUAUUUCCAUUGUCUCUGCCAGCUGCUGAUGACAUUAACACAGGGAGGGUGUGUGUGUGUCUGUCUGUCUAUGGUUAGAUAGAUGCCUCCAUAACAUCAGACAAAACCCCUAUAGCAUCAACCCAGUCAGCACACUUGGCACACACUGGUUGAAUCAACGUUUCCACAUCAUUUCAAUGAAAUUACGUUGAACCAAUAUGGAAUAGACGUUGCAUUGACGUCUGUGCCCAGUUAAAACCUCUAUUAUCAUAGUGAAAUCGUUUCAAUCCACAUAAAAUGACAAUAAUUCAUUCCUUUACUGAUCAUUGAGGGCCCGAUUCAGACUUCAGAAAAGAAAAAAGAAACCCAUUGAGACACAGCGUAAAUCGAGCCUGUGCACAUGGGCAGAUACUGUGUGUGACUGUGAGAGCGAAGUCUAGCAUGUCACUCAUCUCAAUAUCUGCGGUGUUGCUCGUGGCAACAUACAUACUUUAAACACACAAUACAAACAGCACAAAAACAUAUCAUUAAGAGAUGAUCGGCCUACAGAAAACAUUUACACCUCUCGUCAACAGAGUUUUGGGCCAGAGUUUUAAACUCACUAAGGGGCACUAGUACAUCUAGGUGAAGCAUUUUUUGCAGACUGUUCCAUGCCUCCGGUGCACAUUGGGAAAAGGCAGUCUUGCCUAACUCUGUAACGGCCCUGGGGACUUUAAGUCACUGCCACCUAGUGGACCACGUCUGGUAACUGCUAGUCGUGAAAGAGUGCAGGCUACCAAAGUAGAGAGGGAGUUUAAUUAGAACGGCUUUGUAGAUAAACACAUACAAAUGUAGCUGUCUGCGCAUGUACAGUGCCUUCCGAAUUAUUAUUCAGACACCUUGACUUUUUCCACAUUUUGUUAUGUUACAGCCUUAUUCUAAAAUGGAUUAAAAAAUAUAUAUAACCUCAGCAAUCUACACACAAUACCCCAUAAUGACAAAGCGAAAACAGGUUUUUUGACAUUUUUGCAUAUGUAUUAAAAAUAAAAAACAGAAAUACCUUAUUUACAUAAGUAUUCAGACCCUUCGCUAUGAGACUAGAAAUUGAGCUCAGGUGCAUCCUGUUUCCAUUGAUCAUCCUUCAGAUGUUUCUAAAACUUGAUUGGAGUCCACCUGUGGUAAAUUCAAUUGAUUGGACAUGAUUUGGAAAGGCUCACACCUGUCUAUAUAAGGUCCCAUAGUUGACAGUGCAUGUCAGAGCAAAAACCAAGCCAUGAGGUCGAAGGAAUUGUCUGUACAGGUCCGAUACAGGAUUGUGUCGAGGCACAGAUCUGGAGAAGGGUACCAAAAAAUUUCUGCAGCAUUGAAGGUCCCCAAGAACACAGUGGUUUCCAUCAUUCUUAAAUGGAAGAAGUUUGGAACCACCCAGACUCGUCCUAGAGCUGGCUGCCCGGCCAAACUGAGCAAUCGGGGGAGAAGGGCCUUGGUCAGGGAGGUGACCAAGAACCCGAUGGUCACUCUGACAGAGCUCUAGAGUUCCUCUGUGGAGAUGGGAGACCCUUCCAGAAGGACAACCAUCUCUGCAGCACUCCACCAAUCAGGCCUUUAUGGUAGAGUAGCCAGACGGAAGCCACUCCUCAGUAAAAGGCACAUGACAGCCCGCUUGGAGUUUGCCAAAAGGCACCUAAAGGACUCUCAGACCAUGAGAAACAAGAUUCUCUGUUCUGUUGAAAAUAAGAUUGUUCUCUUUGGCCUGAAUGCCAAGCGUCACGUCUGGAGGAAACCUGGCACCAUCCCUACGGUGAAGCAUGGUGGUGGCAACAUCAUGCUGUGGAUAUGUUUUUCAGUGGCAGGGACUGGGAGACUAGUCAGGAUCGAGGGAAAGAUGAACGGAGCAAAGUAUAGAGAGUUCCUUGAUGAAAACCUGCUCCAGAGCGCUCAGGACCUCAGACUGGGGUGAAGGUUCACUUUUCAACAGGACAAUGACCCUAAGCACACAGCCAAGACAACGCAGGAGUGGCUUUGGGACAAGUCUCUGAAUGUCCUUGAGUGGCCCAGCCACAACCCGGACUUGAACCCGAUCAAACAUCUCUAUUGAGACCUGAAAAUAGCUGUGCAGCAAUGCUCCCCAACCAACCUGACAGCGCUUGAGAGGAUCUGCAGAGAACAAUGGGAGAAACUCCCCAAAUACAGGUGUGCCAAGCUUGUAACGUCAUACCCAAGAAAACUGGAUGCUGUAAUCACUACCAAAGGUGUUUCAACAAAGUACUGAGUGAAGGGUCUGAAUACUUAUGUAAAUGUGAUAUUUCAUUUUUUUUAUGUUUCAUAAAUUAGCAAAAAAAUUCGAAAAACCAGUUUUUGCUUUGUCAUUACGGGGUAUUGCGUGUAGAUUGAUGAAAAAGAAAACAUUUUAAUCAAUUUUAGAAUAAAGCUGAAAAAAGUAAUACUUUCCGAAGGGACUGUAAAUCGAGGUCCAGCCCACCAUUUGAUACAAUGAUGGGUUUGUGACUUGGCAUUUGUAACAAAUGCAAAGAUGCAUAAUAAACUCAGUCCAGUCUCUUUAACACAGUAGAGGCUGCAUGCAUAUACAAUACGUCACCAUAAUCAAUUACAGAAAGAAAUUAUCUUGAACAAUUUUCUUUCUAGCCUCAAACGGGAGGAAGCCUUGUUACGAAAAUAAAAAAACUAUUUAAUUUUAAGAUUCCUCACAAGAUUAUCUACAUGAACUUUGUAAGACAGUUUAUCGUCCAACCAAAGACCAAGGUACUUGUAGGAUGACACCUUUUCAAUGGGUGUGCCCCAGAUGUCAAAAUGCUAACCUUCUCUGGCUGAGAGGGAGCCCUGGUAAAGGUCAUGAAGUAGACUUAACAUGGACUUACUAUAAGUCAAGAAAACAUGGACCUAAGUCCAUGUUAAGUCAACUUAUCUCAAGUCUGAAUAGGGACCUGAAUGCCUAGUAAGGUGGCCCUCUCUGGUCCUGAUGUACAAUAUUGUGUGUUUGUGUCUCUUGCAGCCGUGUUUCAGUGAGCAGAAGAAGAAGACCACUAACUUGGAGGCUUAUGUCAGGUGGUUCAACAGGCUGUGCUACCUGGUGGCCACUGAGAUCUGCAUGGUAAAUGAUUUCACAUGUUAUUCUCGUCUUCAUUGUGCCAGUCUUCCCUCACUGAGGUUGAUGAUUCAGUCACGGUUCUUUAGUGCCCAAGGUGGCAAUGUAGCAUUACUACACUCAGAUCCCCAUUGUGACUGUGAGGCAGUAUACUUUCUUCCCAGAACUGGGCCAAAUAUAUUUUGUUUUGCAUGUAAUUUACAUCCAUUAUAUCUCACUACCAGCUUGUUUAUGUCUCCUCUCAGCCUGCUAAGAAGAAGCAGAGAGCCCAGGUGAUCGAGUUCUUCAUCGAUGUGGCCAGAGAGUGCUUCAACAUCGGCAACUUCAACUCCCUCAUGGCCAUCAUCUGUGAGUGUCUCGACUGUAUCCCACACAAUACAAGAUCAUACACUGAUAUUUGGCAAUAUACUGAUAUUUAACAUGUCUGCUCCUCUAGCUGGUAUGAAUAUGAGUCCUGUGUCUCGGCUGAAGAAGACCUGGGGGAAAGCCAAGACUGCCAAGUACUUCAUUCUGGAGGUAUAACUCACUAAUAUGAAACCGUAUGUCAUUGGUAGAAUAUGGAGAAAACACUUUACCUGCCUAUUAAACUACAGUUUAAUGGGGGCUGAACUUCCUGAUUUGGCCUCGUUUUUAGGCUUGGUCAUUAAGAAAUGCAGCAGCUAUGACUGAAGCUAAACGAGAGUUGUCUUGGGGGGGUGGUUUAAUAUGUGUGUCUCUUGUGUGUUUGUUCGCACAUGGCAAGCGUUUGUACAUUCACUCUGACAAAACAGUACACAAUUAAGAUCACUCACCCAUCUAAAUAACUUGAAAUAGUCUAACCAGGUCUUGUCUUGAAGUCGCCUAGGCUAACGCUAGCCAACUUCUUUCGCCAAUUAGCUUCAGCCGGCUGGUGUGCGACUGUGGCAAAGUGGGUUUGACAUUGGAUAGCCUAUCUUUGGGGCUAGUUAUGGACUGUCAAUAAAUUACACAAUUUAAAUGGGACAAUAUUUUCAUGUUGCACAUGUUUUAGUUGUCAUAUUAAAUGCUUUCAAUUUUUGUAUUUGAAUAAUUUUUUUAAAUAGUUUGUUUGAGGUUUUUAAGUCAUUGAAAUUUGGACCUAUUGACCUUUUAAAAUAUUGUCCCAUGUGCAUUGUGUAAUUUACUGAUAGUCCCUAACUAACCCCAUAGGGAUAUUGAAUGUCAUACCAAAUUGACCAUGGGCAUUACGAUCAGGUCAAGUGCAGCUGCGCUACAAAUUGAUGAUUACUUGGGUGCUGCCAGCUGUGAGCAAGGAAGGAAAACUGUUACGGUACCCUUCAUUCCGUGACAUACAAUUUUUUCCUAUCAUCUUACAAAUCUCAGUUUUGGACGAGACUGACUUUACGACCAAAAUUAUCCUAUUUACACUGUGUAGUCAAUUUUAACACUAGAAUAAACGUUUCUGACUCAUAUAGAUGCCACAUACAGUUGAAGUCGGAGGUUUAAAGACACCUUAGCCAAAUACAUUUAAACUCAGUUUUUCACAAUUCCUGAUAUAUUAAUCCUAGUAAAUAUUCCAUGUCUUAGGUCAGUUAGGAUCACCACUUUAUUUUAAGAAUGUGAAAUGUCAGAAUAAUAAUAGAGAGAAUUAUUUAUUAAAGCUUUUAUUUCUUUCAUCACAUUCCCAGUGGGUCAGAAGUUUACAUACACUCAAUUAGUAUUUGGUAGCAUUGCCUUUAAAUUGAUUAACUUGGGUCAAACGUUUCGGGUAGCCUUCCACAAGCUUCCCACAAUAAGUUGGGUGAAUUUUGGCCCAUUCCUCCUGACAGAGCUGGUGUAACUGAGUCAGGUUUCUAGGCCUCCUUGCUCGCACACGCUUUUUCAGUUCUGCCCACAAAUGUUCUAUAGGAUUGAGGUCAGGGCUUUGUGAUGGCCACUCCAAUACCUUGACUUUGUUGUCCUUAAGCCAUUUUUCCACAACUUUGGAAGUAUGCUUGGGGUCAUUGUCCAUUUGGAAGACCCAUUUGCGACCAAGCUUUAACUUCCUGACUGAUGUCUUGAGAUGUUGCUUCAAUAUAUCCACAUCAUUUUCCUUCCGCAUGAUGCCAUCUAUUUUGUGAAGUGCACCAGUCCCUCCUGCAGCAAAGCACCCCCACUGCAUGAUGCUGCCACCCCCGUGCUUCACGGUUGGGAUGGUGUUCUUCGGCUUGCAAGUCCCCCUUUUUCCUCCAAACAUAACGAUGGUCAUUAUGGCCAAACAGUUCUAUUUUUGUUUCAUCAGACCAGAGGACAUUUCUUCAAAAAGUACGAUCUUUGUAGUUGCAAACCGUAGUCUGUAUUUUUUAUGGUGGUUUUGGAGCAGUGGCUUCUUCCUUGCUGAGCGGCCUUUCAAGUUAUGUCGAUAUAGGACUCGUUUUACUGUGGAUAUAGAUACUUUUGUACCUGUUUCCUCCAGCAUCUUCACAAGGUCCUUUGCUGUUGUUCUGGGAUUGAUUUGCACUUUUCGCACCAAAGUACGUUCAUCUCUAGGAGACAGAACGCAUCUCCUUCCUGAGCGGUAUGACGGCUGUGUGGUCCCAUGGUGUUUAUAUUUGCGUACUAUUGUUUGUAAAGAUGAAUGUGGUACCUUCAGGCAUUUGGAAAUUGCUCCCAAGGAAGAACCAGACUUGUGGAGGUCUACAAUUCUUUUUCUGAGGUCUUGGCUGAUUUCUUUUCAUUUUCCCAUGUUGUCAAGCAAAGAGGCACUGAGUUUGAAGGUAGGCCUUGAAAUACAUACACAGGUACACCUCCAAUUGACUCAAAUGAUGUCAAUCAGCCUAUCAGAAGCUUCUAAAGCCAUGCCAUCAUUUUCUGGAAUUUUCCAAGCUGUUUAAAGGCACAGUCAACUUAGUGUAUAUAAACUUCUGACCCACUGUAAUUGUGAUACAGUGAAUUAUAAGUGAAAUAAUAUGUCUGUAAACAAUUGUUGGAAAAAUUACUUGUGUCAUGCACAAAGUAGAUGUCCUAACCGACUUGCCAAAACUGUAGUUUGUUAACAAGAAAUUUGUGGAAUGGUUGAAAAACAAGUUUUAAUGACUCCAACCUAAGUGUAUGUAAACUUCCGACUUCUACUGUAGGCUGUUUUCAAAAUGAGAAGUUGCUUUUUAGGUUCAGUUGCUGUUUAAAAACAUGGUUUUAGUGCCACAAUAAGGUGGGACCAAUGCUUAUCAUGGACAACUUUGGAAUGCUAUGUUGUUCUCCCAUACAGCAUCAGAUGGACCCUACUGGAAACUUCUACAACUACAGAACAGCGCUGAGGGGAGCUGCCCACAGGUCCCAGACUGCUAAUAGCAACAGGGAGAAGGUAGCCUACCGUUCAACCCACCAUUCUCUAUUUCAUCUAACUCCGACCUAAACUACUGGACUCACCUGACCCAUUUUCGUGCAUCAAAACCCAGUGCAUAAAACUUGAAAUUAAUAUUUUUCUAUAACUCACUUUCUAUCUCUCUUUUUUUUAGAUUGUGAUUCCCUUCUUCAGCCUACUGAUCAAAGAUAUCUACUUCCUGAAUGAGGGAUGUGCCAACCGCUUGCCCAAUGGCCAUGUCCAUUUUGCGGUAAGGCUGCAAACAUUAUACUGAUACUUAAAAAUGUAGGAUUUUAUUUUAUUCUCUCUCUUUCUCUUUGUAAUGGGGCGUAUCCUUUGUUAAUUUUGUUUUCAGAAAUUUGUGGAGUUGGCUCGUCAGGUGGGAGAGUUUAUGACGUGGAAACAAAUGGAGUGUCCGUUUGAGACAGACAGGAGCAUCCUACACUACCUCCACACUGCUCCCAUCUUCAGUGAGGACGGUAAGACACACAGUCACACCUAACAUGAGCCGAUGAUAUAUAUAUAUAUAUUUCUGCAGCACUAGCAAUCGUUGCUGCAACAUUUCUCCAUUGAAAAUGAUCUACUUUUCAUAAUCUGGGGAAUUUUGAUCGGUAGCACCACCUAGUGAGCAAUCUUUAGUAAUCCUCCAAUCAGAGCACAGAUAUUGGUAAUGUGAUCAGUCUGCCAUUCAAAACAUUUAGGAAAACAUGGGGCCGUUUUUUAGCUGCAGUGAGAGAAAAUCAUCUCCCGUUUUGAAAUUAAAUGUUUGCCAUUCACGUCUCAAAUGUUUCUUCACUACAGUGUUUGAUCACGAUACAUUAAUACAUGCGUACUGUGUUCAGUUUCAUGUUUAUCUGACUAAAAUAUCCACACUUGGGCGCAUGCUAAUCGAUUAGCAUGCUAAUCGUAGCCCAUGUAUAGUCAACGGGACAAACUGUCUAAAUUAGCUAGAUAGUUAGCCACAUACAUUGUUCGCUAGCUAUAGCCAUUUACAUUUCGUUUAUCAUUUUAGAUAGUUUUUUGUAUGUUUAACUAGUUAUAGUCAAACAUCACAGUGAAUAUACGGCUGAAACUGAUACAAAGUAUCAGACUUGAAUAUGUAACUCAUGCUUUCUUUCUUUUUCUCUGUCAUCCCUAGGACUCUAUCUGGCAUCCUAUGAGAGUGAGAGCCCAGAGAACCAGGUGGAGAAGGACAGAUGGAAAGCACUUAGGUAAGACAGAUAUCUAUAUUUCUAUACUGUAUAUACACUGCUCAAAAAAAUAAAGGGAACACUUAAAUAACACAUCCUAGAUCUGAAUGAAUGAAAUAAUCUUAUUAAAUACUUUUUUUCUUUACAUAGUUGAAUGUGCUGACAACAAAAUCACACAAAAAUUAUCAAUGGAAAUCAAAUGUAUCAACCCAUGGAGGUCUGGAUUUGGAGUCACCCUCAAAAUUAAAGUGGAAAACCACACUACAGGCUGAUCCAACUUUGAUGUAAUGUCCUUAAAACAAGUCAAAAUGAGGCUCAGUAGUGUGUGUGGCCUCCACGUGCCUGUAUGACCUCCCUACAACGCCUGGGCAUGCUCCUGAUGAGGUGGCGGAUGGUCUCCUGAGGGAUCUCCUCCCAGACCUGGACUAAAGCAUCCACCAACUCCUGGACAGUCUGUGGUGCAACGUGGCGUUGGUGGAUGGAGCGAGACAUGAUGUCCCAGAUGUGCUCAAUUGGAUUCAGGUCUGGGGAACGGGCGGGCCAGUCCAUAGCAUCAAUGCCUUCCUCUUGCAGGAACUGCUGACACACUCCAGCCACAUGAGGUCUAGCAUUGUCUUGCAUUAGGAGGAACCCAGGGCCAACCGCACCAGCAUAUGGUCUCACAAGGGGUCUGAGGAUCUCAUCUCGGUACCUAAUGGCAGUCAGGCUACCUCUGGCGAGCACAUGGAGGGCUGUGCGGCCCCCCAAAGAAAUGCCACCCCACACCAUGACUGACCCACCGUCAAACCGGUCAUGCUGGAGGAUGUUGCAGGCAGCAGAACGUUCUCCACGGCGUCUCCAGACUCUGUCACGUCUGUCACGUGCUCAGUGUGAACCUGCUUUCAUCUGUGAAGAGCACAGGGCGCCAGUGGCGAAUUUGCCAAUCUUGGUGUUCUCUGGCAAAUGCCAAACGUCCUGCACGGUGUUGGGCUGUAAGCACAACCCCCACCUGUGGACGUCGGGCCCUCAUACCACCCUCAUGGAGUCUGUUUCUGACCGUUUGAGCAGACAUAUGCACAUUUGUGGCCUGCUGGAGGUCAUUUUGCAGGGCUCUGGCAGUGCUCCUCCUGCUCCUCCUUGCACAAAGGCAGAGGUAGCAGUCCUGCUGCUGGGUUGUUGCCCUCCUACGGCCUCCUCCACGUCUCCUGAUGUACUGGCCUGUCUCCUGGUAGCGCCUCCAUACUCUGGACACUACGCUGACAGACACAGCAAACCUUCUAGCCACAGCUCGCAUUGAUGUGCCAUCCUGGAUGAGCUGCACUACCUGAGCCACUUGUGUGGGUUGUAGACUCCGUCUCAUGCUACCACUAGAGUGAAAGCACCGCCAGCAUUCAAAAGUGACCAAAACAUCAGCCAGGAAGCAUAGGAACUGAGAAGUGGUCUGUGGUCACCACCUGCAAAACCAGUCCUUUAUUGGGGGUGUCUUGCUAAUUGCCUAUAAUUUCCACCUGUUGUCUAUUCCAUUUGCACAACAGCAUGUGAAAUGUAUUGUCAAUCAGUGUUGCUUCCUAAGUGGACAGUUUGAUUUCACAGAAGUGUGAUUGACUUGGAGUUACAUUGUGUUGUUUAAGUGUUCCCUUUAUUUUUUUGAGCAGUGUAUAUAUAUAUAUACACACAUCACAGUCCCACUAGGAGCAAACCAGAUGGGAUGGCGUAUCGCUGCAGAAUGCUGUGGUAGCCAUGCUGGUUAAGUGUGCCUUGAAUUCUAAAUACAUCACAGACAGUGUCACCAGCAAAGCACCCCCACACCAUAACACCUCCCCGUCCAUGCUUUACGGUGGGAAAUACACAUGCAGAGAUCAUCCGUUCACCCACAUCGCAUCUCACAAAGCCACGGCGGUUGGAACCAAAAAUCUCCAAUUUGGACUCCAGACCAAAGGACACAUUUCCACCGGUCUAAUGUCCAUUGCUCGUGUUUCUUGGCCCAAACAAGUCUCUUCUUAUUGGUGUCCUUUAGUAGUGAUUUCUUUGCAGCAAUUAGACCAUGAAGGCCUGAUUCACACAAUCUCCUCUGAACAGUUGAUGUUGAGAUGUGUCUGUUACUUUAACUCUGUGAGGUGCAGUUAACUGUAAUGAACCUAUCCUCUGCAGCAGAGGUAACUCUGGGUCUUCCUUUCCUGUGGCGGUCCUCAUGAGAGCCAGUUUCAUCAUAGCACUUGAUGGUUUUUGCAAUUGCACUUGAAGAAACAUUCAAAGUUCUUGAAAUUUUCCGGAUUGACUGACCUUCAUGUCUUAAAGUAAUGGACUGUCGAUCCUCUUUGCUUAUUUGAGCUGUUCUUGUCUUAAUAUGGACUUGGUCUUUUACCAAAUAGGGCUAUCUUCUGUAUACCCCCCCUACCUUGUCACAACUGAUUGUCUCCAACGCAUUAAGAAGGAAAGAAAUUCGACAAAUUAACUUUUAAGAAGGCACACCUGUUAAUUGAAAUGCAUUCCAGGUGACUACCUCAUGAAGCUUGUUGAGAGAAUGCCAAGAGUGUGCAAAGCUGUCAUCAAGGCAAAGGGUGGCUACUUUGAAGAAUCUCAAAUAUAAAAUAUAUUUUGAUUUGUUUAACACUUUUUUGGUUACUACAUGAUUCCAUAUGUGUUAUUUCAUAGUUUUGAUGUCUUCACUAUUAUUCUACAAUGUAGAAAAUAGUAAAAAUAAAGAAAAACCCUGGAAUGAGUAGGUGUGUCCAAGCUUUUGACUGGUACUGUAUAUAUAGCCAGAUCCUACAUUUGUUUUUGUUUUCAAAACAACUUUGAGAUUCUUGAUUGUAGUGAGAAGUGCUAAAUAAAAUGUAUUAUUAUUAUCAUUAUUGUUAUCAUUAUUGGAUAGCCUAAUGAGUGACAUAGUCAGGUCAAUCAAAUAUAAAGUGAGAAACUGCAGUUGUGAAAUUGUAUUUCGUCUUACCUUAUGUAAACCACCUGUGUGUUUCCUCCUAUCUUUCUCCAGAUCUAAUAUUCUGGGGAAGACAAAAGAGCUAAAAGAGCUAAAAGAGCACCAUGGCAGCUAACCCUCAGGCCAGCCCAGCGAGGGAGGGAGUCGGUGUACUCAUUGCACUACAACAAACUGUGACGGAGCCUAGCUGGUACUUAGGUGUUUUUCUACACAUGAAGAAUAGAAAUGAGGAAACAAUCAUGAUGAACAGGAUUCAUCACCAACAUGACCAGUAAAAACAAGAAAAGAAGAACAAACGUCAACAAGCAGUGAAAAGUGAAGCUAUCAUGGACACUGACUGGAGUAUUGGUUUGACUAUUGUACAUUAGCUACAUUGGGUACUGUAUGUUACUGAGGGAUAGAUCUAUCCCUCCAUCUUGUUGUAUAUGUACUCUUUGGGCUCAUGUUUGCUACCAGAGUGUUCAGUUACAGUGACAGGGAAAACUACUGCUUUUUUAAAUGAAAAUAAUACUAAUAUUAUUGUUAUAUUAUCCUAUUUCUCUAUCCCUUUCUUUCUCUCCCCCUCUUCCUCUCACACACACACACUAUUUUUCUUGUGUACGUUUUCUAUUGUACUGUAAGAAUCUGGUAAAAGUAAGAGUUACUAUGAUGUGAAGGGCACUGACUUGCCCACUUAGCUGCUGGACUGUGUUUGGUCCUCUAAAGACUACUAAUGAUGACUACUACUGAGGACUUGCAACGACUGGAGAGGCUUACAUAGACUGCAUAAUGUGUGUCUUCAGGGCCAACUCCAGGCAUAAGCGCAUAAGCAGUUGCUUAGGACCUGCGGUUGCUAGGGGGCCCCCGGGCCAAAACAUUUGUAUUCAUUUUUUUGGAACUACGUCGGGAUCUCAACUUACUAUUGAGAGUCAAACUAGAAUAACACACCAGGUGCAAUUUAGAAAUGUGGUUG